AUGUCCGAACAAAUCCAACAAAACUCCUUUCCCGACUGGGGACACAAAGGCCUCAGCACCGUCACAAAAACCUCUCAUUCCCACCCCAACGCCACCCUCGAUGCCACCAAAGUAAACCUCAAAUCCCCGUUCAUCGUCUGCGUAGUCGGAGCUUCAAGAGGGAUUGGAGCCGGAAUCGCCACAUCCUAUGCCAAAGCCGGAUGCUCAGGUUUGAUUUUAGCCUCGAGAAGAAUCUCGGGACUGGAAGAGACAGCUGCAGCAUGUAAAGCCAUCAACCCAGAGCUCGAAAUCGAGAUUUUCGGCUGCGACAUCACGGAUGCCGAAGCGGUGUCCUCACUAGCGGAAAAAGUGAAGGAGAAGUUCGGAAGGCUGGAUGUCGUGGCUGUGAAUUCGGGGUAUAGUGGACCGGUGGUUCUGAAAAUCACGGAGACGGAUCCGGCGACUUUCGCAGGAGUGACGAAUGUCAAUUACGUGGGCACGUUCCAUUGUGCGAAGUAUCUGAUUCCGAUUCUACUGAGUACUCGGGAUGGAGGGAAAGCUUUCAUCGGCGUUUCGAGCUUUGCUGCGUUUCUUGUUCGAGGUCCUAUCGCUAAUACGCAGUACUGUGUUUCGAAGACUGCGCAGCUUAAACUUCUCGAGCAUGUUCAUGAGCAGUAUCAUGAGGAGGGAUUAUCGUGCUAUGCGGUACACCCCGGCGCUGUGCUGACGGAAUCGGCAGAGGAGACGGCUCCGGAUGUCUUCAGGCCUUACUUGAUAGAUUCACCAGAGCUGUGUGGCGCGAUGUGUGUCUGGUUGACGAAGAAUGGGCAGGAGAAGGCAUGGUUGAGUGGCAGAUUGAUUAGUGCGAAAUAUGAUGCAGAUGAACUUGAGGCGAGGAAGGAUGAGAUUGUGGCAAAAGACGCAUUGAAGACGAGAUUGACGUUGCCAUGA
This is a messenger RNA of Pseudocercospora fijiensis CIRAD86, 930 nucleotides long. RefSeq lists its product as uncharacterized. The record is from RefSeq and is a predicted model, not a curated record. The coding region runs from base 1 to 930 and encodes 309 amino acids. Lineage: Eukaryota; Fungi; Ascomycota; Dothideomycetes; Mycosphaerellales; Mycosphaerellaceae. The transcript has a single exon.